CAGAAUGAAAGAGUACAACUACGAACUUCUGAAAGUGGAAUAUGUCAGUGACUGUGUUGCCAAUGUAAAACUCAACCGACCAAGGCAGAUGAAUGCUCUGAACCAGAAAAUAUGGGCCGAAAUCGGUGAUGUGUUCGAGAAGCUGGACGCUGAUGAGAACUGUCGUGCCAUCGUCUUGACUGGGGAAGGCAAAGCUUUCUGUUCAGGAUUGGACCUCAAAGACGGCACCCUGACCGAUCUCAUUUCUGUGGAGCAAGGUGGUGAUGUAGCAAGAAAAGCGAGACUUAUUCGCAAGGAAAUUCUAAAGAUGCAGAAGGCUUUCACUAACAUCGAGGAAUGCUGCAAACCUGUAAUCGCUGCCGUGCAUGGAGUGUGCUUUGGCGGUGGAAUCGACAUCAUAUCAGCGUGCGACAUUCGUCAUUGCACACAAGAUGCAUUAUUUUCCGUAAAGGAAGUGGACGUGGGUUUGGCUGCUGAUGUGGGCAGUUUGAACCGGCUGCCGAAAAUAUGUGGCAAUGAAAGUUGGCUGAAAGAGGUU
This is a messenger RNA of Cylicocyclus nassatus, 538 nucleotides long. Lineage: Eukaryota; Metazoa; Nematoda; Chromadorea; Rhabditida; Strongylidae. The record is from the annotation of a GenBank genome assembly.